Molecule: messenger RNA, 2828 nt
Organism: Chrysochloris asiatica (Cape golden mole)
Lineage: Eukaryota; Metazoa; Chordata; Mammalia; Afrosoricida; Chrysochloridae
Gene: SLC6A5
Product: solute carrier family 6 (neurotransmitter transporter), member 5
Exons: 16
Coding region: 265-2664 (799 amino acids)
Biological process (GO): sodium ion transmembrane transport; synaptic transmission, glycinergic; glycine import across plasma membrane
Cellular component (GO): membrane
Molecular function (GO): glycine:sodium symporter activity
Source: RefSeq, a predicted model, not a curated record
CACGCUGAACACGCAGCCUCCUCUCGCGGGAGUGACUACUGACCAGAGCUUUCUCGGCUGUUGUUCCUUUAAAACUCGAAUCCAAGUGGUAAAUGAUUUAUCAAACUUGUAUUAUCAAGAAAAUGUCACACGAAGGGCACCUUGCUUUGCACUGACGCAAACCCAGGCUUUCCCAAGGAGAUAUAGAAAGCCCCUGUCUUGCUGGAGUCAAAGCCAGUCUUGUCGAUAGCUGGUUUCACUCUGUACCGGUUUAAUCUGUUGUCUAUGUCAGACAUGGAUUGCGGUGCUCCCAAGGAAAUGAAUAACCAACCAGCCAACAGCUUGGAAGCGGCGGCGGCGCCUGGUCAUCCGGAGGGCCCCUGCGCGCUCAGGACGAGCCCGGAGCAGGAGUUACCCGCGGCUGCUGCGCCGCCACCCCGUAUGCCCAGGUCUGCUUCCACCGGCGCGCAAACUUUCCAGUCGCCGGACCCGCGAGCCUGUGAGGCCGAGCGGCUAGGAAUGGGGGCUUGCAAACUGAGUAGCGCGCGGGCGCCAGCGGCCUCUGUGGCUCUGCGGGACUUAAGCGAGGCGCACAGCGCACAGGCAGCCCCUCUGGCUGGGGGAGCCGCGCCUGCCAACGCGUUGCACUGUAAGAUCCCAGCUCUGCGCGGCCCUGAGGAGGAUGCGAACGUGAGUGUGGGCAAGGGUACCCUGGAGCGGAACAAUACCCCGGCUGUGGGCUGGGUAAAUAUGAGCCGGAGCACCGUGGUGCUGGGCACGGAUGGAAUCACGUCCGUGCUCCCAGGCAGCGUUGUCAGCGCUGUCGCCCAGGAGGACGAGCAAGGGGAUGAGAAUAAGGCCCGAGGGAACUGGUCCAGCAAACUGGACUUCAUCCUGUCCAUGGUGGGGUACGCAGUGGGGCUGGGCAAUGUCUGGAGGUUUCCCUACCUGGCCUUCCAGAACGGGGGAGGUGCUUUCCUCAUUCCCUACCUGAUGAUGCUAGCUUUGGCUGGGCUGCCCAUAUUCUUCCUAGAGGUGUCACUGGGCCAGUUUGCCAGCCAGGGGCCAGUGUCUGUGUGGAAGGCCAUCCCAGCUCUACAAGGCUGUGGCAUCGCGAUGUUGAUCAUCUCCGUCCUAAUAGCCAUAUACUACAAUGUGAUUAUUUGCUACACACUUUUCUACCUAUUUGCCUCCUUUGUGUAUGUGCUGCCCUGGGGCUCCUGUAACAACCCUUGGAACACACCAGAAUGCAAAGAUAAAACCAGACUUUUAUUAGACUCCUGUGUCAUUAGUGACCACCCCAAAAUACAGAUCAAGAACUCAACUUUCUGCAUGACUGCCUACCCCAACUUGACAAUGAUUAACUUCACCAGCCAGGCCAAUAAGACGUUUGUCAGUGGGAGUGAAGAGUAUUUCAAGUACUUUGUGCUGAAGAUUUCUGCAGGGAUUGAAUAUCCUGGAGAGAUCAGGUGGCCACUAGCCUUCUGCCUCUUCCUGGCUUGGGUCAUUGUGUAUGCGUCCCUGGCUAAAGGAAUCAAGAGUUCCGGCAAAGUGGUGUACUUCACGGCCACGUUCCCCUACGUUGUACUUGUGAUCUUGCUCAUCCGAGGAGUCACCCUGCCUGGAGCUGGAGCUGGGAUCUGGUACUUCAUCACACCCAAGUGGGAGAAGCUCACAGAUGCCACGGUGUGGAAAGAUGCAGCCACUCAGAUUUUCUUCUCGUUAUCUGCUGCCUGGGGAGGUCUGAUCACUCUGUCUUCCUAUAACAAAUUCCAUAACAACUGCUACAGGGACACCCUAAUUGUAACCUGCACCAACAGUGCCACGAGCAUCUUUGCCGGCUUUGUCAUCUUCUCUGUUAUCGGCUUCAUGGCCAAUGAACGCAAAGUCAACAUUGAAAAUGUGGCCGACCAAGGGCCAGGCAUUGCAUUUGUGGUUUACCCAGAAGCCUUAACCAGGCUGCCCCUCUCUCCAUUCUGGGCCAUCAUCUUCUUCCUGAUGCUCCUCACCCUUGGACUUGACACUAUGUUUGCCACCAUCGAGACCAUUGUGACCUCUAUUUCGGAUGAGUUCCCCAAGUAUCUGCGCACGCACAAGCCGGUCUUCACUCUGGGCUGCUGCAUUUGUUUCUUCAUCAUGGGCUUUCCAAUGAUCACUCAGGGUGGAAUCUACAUGUUUCAGCUUGUGGACACGUAUGCUGCCUCCUACGCCCUCGUUAUCAUCGCGAUUUUUGAGCUCGUGGGGAUCUCCUAUGUGUACGGCCUUCAAAGAUUCUGUGAAGAUAUAGAGAUGAUGAUUGGAUUCCAGCCAAAUAUUUUCUGGAAAGUCUGCUGGGCGUUUGUAACCCCAACCAUUUUAACCUUUAUCCUCUGCUUUAGCUUCUACCAGUGGGAGCCAAUGACCUAUGGCUCUUAUCGCUACCCCAACUGGUCCAUGGUGCUUGGAUGGCUAAUGCUCGCCUGUUCCGUUAUUUGGAUCCCAGUUAUGUUUGUGAUAAAAAUGCAUCUGGCUCCUGGCAGAUUUAUUGAGAGGCUGAAGUUGGUGUGCUCGCCGCAGCCUGAUUGGGGCCCAUUCUUGGCUCAACACCGUGGGGAACGUUACAAAAACAUGAUCGACCCUUUGGGGACCUCUUCCCUGGGACUCAAAAUGCCAGUGAAGGAUUUGGAACUGGGUACCCAGUGCUAGUCUGUUGGUGUGGAACGGCCCAGACUUGAUCCUGGUUUUUCUCUCUGCCUCCCCAAUUUCUUUUUUCCCCCAUCUUCCCCAUAUUUUCUUUCUCCCCAUAUUUUGGUUCACAUCUGUGCAUGAGAGAGGUUACGUAGAAAAGUUGGACAUAGUGUCGCAUGCUG